Messenger RNA from Coturnix japonica (Japanese quail), 3598 nucleotides. It is a transcript of the gene DDX18, whose product is annotated as DEAD-box helicase 18. Lineage: Eukaryota; Metazoa; Chordata; Aves; Galliformes; Phasianidae. Gene Ontology annotation, molecular function: RNA helicase activity; ATP binding; nucleic acid binding. The record is from RefSeq and is a predicted model, not a curated record.
CGGAAACGUGUCGCUGCGCCGUGGUGCGUCCCCACGUGUGAGUGAGGGAGGCAGGGAGCGGGAGCCGGAAUGUCGGUGUCGGUGGCCGCGGGCAACCUGCCCAUGCGGCUGCUCCGCAGGAAGAUCCACAAGAGGAACCUGAAGCUGCGGCAGCGCAACCUGAAGCUGCGGGCUGCCGAGCAGGAAGGUCAGGCUUCGUUGGCCCCCCCGGAGGAGGACGAGGGGGUGAAGGAGGCGGCGGCCCCAGAGGCGGAGGCAGAGACAGAAGCGAGCGGGCAGGCGGCGCCGGGCGCCGAGACCGCGGAGACGAAGAGGAGGAAGAAGAAGAAGAGGAAAGCUGCUGCUGGCCCCGAGGAAGGUUCAGAAACUAAGAAAGCAAAAGCUGAAGAAGAUGUAUCUGUGGAGGCAGAAGAUGAAGAUGGGCAGGGCUCAGGAGAGAAAGAGGCAGAAGAGGAGGAUGAAGUGCCCAGUUUACCUCUGGGUCUAACAGGUGCCUUUGAAGACAAUUCUUUUACUUCCCUUGCUGGUCUUGUCAGUGAGAGUACAUUGAAAGGUAUCAGUGAUAUGGGCUUUACACACAUGACAGAAAUUCAGCAUAAAAGCAUUAAACCUCUUCUGGAAGGCAGGGAUAUUUUAGCAGCUGCCAAAACAGGCAGUGGCAAAACACUUGCAUUUCUCAUUCCUGCAGUAGAGCUCAUCUACAAGUUAAAAUUCAUGCCUAGAAACGGGACGGGUGUUAUUAUUCUUUCACCUACUCGAGAGCUUGCCAUGCAAACCUAUGGAGUUCUUAAAGAACUUAUGAAUCAUCACGUUCACACCUAUGGUCUGAUCAUGGGGGGCAGUAACAGAUCAGCAGAAGCUCAGAAACUUGGAAAUGGAAUCAACAUCAUUGUAGCAACACCAGGAAGGCUUCUGGAUCAUAUGCAGAACACUCCAGGUUUCAUGUACAAGAACUUACAGUGUUUGGUGAUUGACGAGGCGGAUCGAAUCUUAGAGGUUGGAUUUGAGGAAGAAAUGAAACAGAUCAUAAAACUUCUACCAAAGCGCAGACAGACGAUGCUGUUUUCUGCUACACAAACCAGGAAGGUGGAAGAUCUAGCCAAGAUUUCUCUGAAGAAAGAACCACUGUAUGUAGGAGUUGAUGAUAACAAGGAGACAGCAACAGUAGAUGGCCUUGAACAGGGCUACGUAGUGUGUCCAUCUGAAAAAAGAUUCCUUCUGCUCUUCACGUUCCUGAAGAAAAACCGGAAGAAGAAACUAAUGGUAUUUUUUUCUUCAUGUAUGUCAGUGAAGUACCACUAUGAAUUACUCAACUACAUUGAUUUGCCUGUUUUGGCCAUUCACGGCAAGCAGAAACAAACAAAACGUACUACGACGUUCUUCCAGUUCUGUAAUGCAGAAUCUGGAAUCCUAUUGUGCACUGAUGUAGCUGCCAGGGGACUAGAUAUUCCUGAGGUGGACUGGAUUGUCCAGUACGACCCUCCAGAUGAUCCAAAAGAGUAUAUACACCGUGUUGGUAGAACUGCCAGAGGUAUAAAUGGUAGAGGACACGCUCUGCUCAUUUUACGUCCGGAAGAACUGGGCUUUCUCCGUUACCUGAAACAAGCCAGGGUACCACUCAGUGAGUUUGAAUUUUCCUGGUCGAAGAUUUCAGAUAUUCAGGCUCAGCUGGAGAAACUGAUCGAAAAGAACUACUUCCUUCACAAAUCAGCCCAGGAAGCAUACAAAGCUUACAUUAGAGCUUAUGACUCUCAUUCUCUGAAGCAGAUCUAUAACGUGGGGAACCUGGAUCUUAACAAAGUCAGCCUCUCCUUUGGCUUUAGAGUCCCUCCAUACGUUGACCUCAAUGUGAACAGCAACCAAGGCAGAAGACUACAGAAAAGAGGUGGAGGUGGAGGAUUUGGUUACCAGAAACCAAAGAGUGUCCACAAAGCUAAAAUCUUCAAGCACAUUAGCAAGAAAUCAGACAAUCGGCAGUUUUCUCGUUAAUUGUGCAUUCAUUACAGUGGCUUUUUGUUGUGCUGUAUGCUGCCCUGAUCGAAACUGUCUUGGCAGUUACUUCCAUUUUAAACUUCUCUGCUGAACCUUUUAGGGAGAGAAAAGUUUUUGUUUCAGAGCUUCUUAAUGUUUCAUUUCAGGAAGACUCUUUGGAAAAGAGAAUACAGAGAGAUAGCCAGACUUCUUGUAAAGAAGAAGAUGGAUGUAUGUAAUUGUUUCAACUCAGUGAUUUAUUAAAGAAAAAAUAUUUUCAUCUUUUUAUAGGAAAACUUAUUUUGCAUAUACCCUUUUUGUAUGCACCCCUGGAAGCUGUCAGACUAGACAGAAUAUAGGGACAGAUUCCAAUGUGAGGUGACUUGCACAGCAAGAGACUUCACUAUGCUAAGAAAUGCAGUUCAUAGGUGUCUGAAAACAUUCUUAGUGUAAAAAAUAUAAAAGGAUUUUUAUUCAAGGAUCAUUGUGGGGUGUCUUAGUGAUAGAGAAUUCAUUAUCCAGCAGACAUGGUAAAGAAUACGUUCUUUUCCACAAGAAUCGUUGUAUGUUGUUGAAUCUUAUUAUGACUGAGCUUGUAGUUAUUUUAAUUCAUGGCAUCUGGAUGGCAGAUACAGUGUCUAAGAUUAAAGAAGAAAAAAACCCAGCUUCUUAUACCAAUCUGAGUCAUUCUUAGAAUUACUUCUUUAAUAUUAUGAUAAAACAGUAACAUUCCAGUGAAUUACUUGGUUUUCCUUUGUGGUCUGUUUAAAUCUGUCUGUUAAUGUCUGGUCUAUUCUCUUUUGAACAGGCAAAGACAAUUAAGAAAAGCACGUUGCAUUACUUGAAGGACUUGGCCCAGAUGCGGUGUUGGGAAGGGUUUGGGGCUCAUUUGUUAGUUUACAUUAUUAUCAGGUCUCUACCCUUGUAGAAGUAGAUUUAUGAAGAAGAUUUAUGAGGCUGUGGCUGAGGCUGGGUGUGUUAUUUAAAAAAUGUACAGUCACUGAUGCAAGGAAGGACUACACUGUCUCAGUCUGGGCCUUUAGGAAUCAGAGCCCCACCUGAUUGCAGUAGAACAGGUUUUAUUCCUUUAUUCUGUAUCAUCUGGAAGGCAAGCCAGGACUACUUUGAAUACAAAGAAAAUUUGUACUUAUUCCAGUAUGAAGUGAAACCUUACAGCUUUUGAAGUAGUGUAUAAGAUUUAAGCUUGUGUGCAUUGGAGUGUUGUAGAAGCAAGUGGACAAGUGGCAGUCUCUUACUCAUAGAGGAAAUCAGGUAAUUGGAAAGUGGGAGAGCAACGUGACCAUUCGAUCAAUACUCCUUACAGCACUCAGACCUCAGUGUUGCCUUUUUCCUCCACUUUUACCUGAAAAAGCUUUUAGCCCUACUGGGAAAAAAAAAUAAUGCAAGGCUUAUUAAUAUUGAUUGGAAAUGAAGAACUUCAAAAUAUUGAGAUUUUUGUAACUGCAAUUUGCAUGUCUUAUGCUUCCAGAAUUGUAAUGAAUACAAAACAAUCUCUACUGUAGGGUAAGCAAUUAUAGUUGCACGUAUGAUGCCUGGCUCAUUGAGAUCUAAUCCUUGAUUCCUGUUUUGCUAACAACAUUUAUAACCAAUAGACGUCAAGAAAGUU